Helianthus annuus (common sunflower) is the source of this 1307-nucleotide messenger RNA. RefSeq names its product cysteine-rich receptor-like protein kinase 10. Bases 1 to 1221 code for a protein of 406 amino acids. Lineage: Eukaryota; Viridiplantae; Streptophyta; Magnoliopsida; Asterales; Asteraceae. The record is from RefSeq and is a predicted model, not a curated record. The transcript is spliced from 6 exons. Gene Ontology annotation, biological process: protein phosphorylation. Gene Ontology annotation, molecular function: ATP binding; protein kinase activity.
AUGGUCACAUUCAAGAACUUUUUUCUUGAGCUCAUCAAGCCCUGUACACCAGAAGAUCAAGAUCAGAAAGAAGUUGAUGUAUCUCAAGAACAAAAGAUUUUCACAUUUCAAACAUUAAUUAGUGCUACAAACAAUUUGGAAAAUAAGCUUGGGCAAGGGGGUUUUGGCCCUGUUUUCAAGGGGAAGUUGCAGGAUGGUAGAGAGAUUGCUGUGAAGAAGCUUUCAGAGACCUCAAAACAGGGGAAAAGGGAGUUUACAAAUGAAGCUAAAUUAUUGGCUUGCAUACAACAUCGAAAUGUUGUGAGUUUGUUAGGCUAUUGCGCGUUCCCUGAGAAGCUUUUGGUGUAUGAAUAUGUUGUUAACGAGAGCCUCGACAAGCUUCUUUUCAAGUCUGCAAAGAGGGAUGUGCUUGACUGGAAACGAAGAUAUUCCAUAAUCGUUGGUGUAGCACAAGGCUUGCUUUAUCUUCAUGAAGACUCGCGUGAUCGUAUCAUUCAUAGAGAUAUAAAAGCAAGCAAUAUUUUGUUAGAUGGUAGAUGGAGACCAAAGAUUGCGGAUUUUGGCAUGGCCCGACUCUACCCCGAAGAUAAAACUCAUGUCAACACCCGUGUAGCCGGUACCAAUGGAUACAUGGCACCGGAGUAUGCGUUGCAUGGUAACUUAUCAGUGAAAGCAGAUGUAUAUAGUUAUGGUGUAGUGGUUCUAGAGCUCAUUAGUGGUCACAAGAACUCUACAUUCAACCUUGAUCCAGAGUGUGAUAAUCUACUUGAUUGGGCAUAUAAGCUAUAUGCAAAGGGAAAAAGUCUAGAGAUUAUGGAUUCUACACUAGCCACAUCAGCUGACCCGAAUCAGGUGGCAACAUGUGUACAAAUUGGAUUACUAUGCACCCAAUCUGACCCGAAGCUACGGCCCACCAUGCGCCAGGUGGUGGUGAUGCUAUCUAAGAACGGCGGGCCACUAGACGAACCAACCAAGCCGGGGUACCAGGGUUUUAAAACUAGAAGAACAGGUAGACGCUCUAAUUCAUCUUCUUCAACAGGGAAUUCUAGUGGGACAAGUUCCCGAACUUCUAGAUCCACCACCAUGAGCGCGACAAGGGCUGUUGGUGGUACCGCUAGCAUGUGGGCUUCGUCUUCGUAUCUGCGUCGUCAUCAUCCACCAAGUUCAAGUUGUGCAAGUUCAGUAUCGGAUCCUUAUGGCAAGCGACCCAUUGAAGGGUAAAGAGUGAUGUUAUAGAUUAGUUGGUUGGUGUAGUUUUUGUUUUUGUUUUGUACAAAAGUGAUUUAAAGUGUAAAUUAUAGGAAAAG